UUAAUUUCUCCUUCUGUUGCAGGACUAUGCAACUAGACUCGCCAAGAUGAAGCCUCGUCUAGUUAGACCCGGUGCUAGGUCCAAGCCAGUGCUUCCAGCAAGGGUGGAAUUGGUGGGCUCGUCUGAAGAUAUUCCAUCGCCACAUGAACCCCAGGCGUUUCCUACAGGUUCGGGGCCAAAGGUUGUUGAAGAGAAAAAACUGCCGUCCUCAGAAAGUGGCAGCCGGACCAAGAUCUUGCUCCUGAGAAAGCAGCUGGAGGAAAAUCGACUCAAAUUUGACCGGCAGCAGAAGGAGAAUGUAGAGAAACGCGCAGCAAUGGAGGAGAUGAAGCAGAGAAUCGAACGGCUGCGCACGGAGGUGGAGGAGCGUGACACCGUGAUUCGGUCCCUGCAGGAUGGCCAGGGAUCGGCACAGGAGGAACCCAGCACACAGAAGCUCUACCAGCAGAUUGUAUACAAGGACAACACUAUACUGGAGCUGACACAGAAGGUGACCAAUUUAGAGGCGAUGAUACAGGAGCAGCAGGAAACCCUAAGCGAGAAGGACAAGGUGAUCGAAGCACGCACAGAGGCUGUGUCCCUCAUUGCCAAGUCUCAGGAAGAGAAGGGAAGGAAAACAUUUGAGGAGCUAGAGGAAAUGAGACUGCAGAUGAAGAAAAUGCAGGAAAACUUCAUCACUAAGGAGCAGGAGUUCAUCUCCACUAGAGAUUCUUUAUCAAGAGAGCUGAAUGACAAGGCGAAAAAGGUUACGCAGUUAGAAGAAAACAACCGCCGUCUGGAAAAUCUCCGCUUUGAGCUGAGCACCAGGAAUGCCGAGCUUCAAGAAAAAAUUGUGACGCUCCAGACAGAUGUGAAGGCGCUUAGAGACCAGUCUGAAGGAGACAGGGCAUCCAUCUCGGAAAAGGACAACCUGUUACAGGAACUCAAGCAGAAGCUGGUGAGAGCUGAGGCUCAUGGCCAGAAGAAGCUCAAGGCCUUGGAGAAACAAAUCAGGGCUAUUAAGCAAGAUGGCAAUGCAGGAGCACAGAUCUUGGAGCUUCAGAAUAGUAUAGCUGAGCUAGAAGAAGAAAAGGGAAACCUUCAGCUGAAGCUUGUUGAUUUUGAUGACUUAAAGGUCGCCAACGAAAAGCUAACCAACCAGAGAAGUAAGCUUGAAGAGCAAGUGAAGCAACUCAAUGGUGACAUAGACUCACAGCUUAGUGCUAUAACACAGCUGGAGGCAGAGAAGAUCAAGCUGGUGGAGGAAACGAACGAACGAGAGAACCGCAUCUUCGACCUAGAGUCAGAAUUGACAACGACCAAGACAAGCCUCUCAGAAGUCACGCAGGCCAAGGUGACCCUAGAGCUUCGUCUGUGCGAAAUAGAGGAACAGAGGGACCUAGCAGAGAAGGCCAGGUCAGAACUCGAAUCCCAGAUGUCUGAGUCAGGGAUGGCCUCGGUGGAGCAGCUGCUGGUUGAAAAGGGCAGCCUUGAGGAGACGAUACAGAGUCUUACCAAGGAGAAGGAGGAAUGGGAGAGCAAGCAUGCCAGCCAGGUUGACACAGUGCAGGAAUGCGAAGAGAAGGUCAGAUCCGCUUUGGAAGCAAGGGAGUCCAAAGCCAAGGAAUGCAAAAGACUCAUGAACAUCCUUACGGACAAAGAGAAUGCCAUUGCUACCUUAUCCAUACAGAUCGACAGGCACAACGAGGAAGUGGCCAGCAUCUCAGAGAAGUUGAAGUCAUCUCAAGCGGAAAUUGAGAAGAGACAAUCAGAACUAGAAGAGCUGAGGCACAAGCACCAAGAGGAGACCAAGAGGUCGCAAGAGGCAUUAGGAACUGUAACCAGCUUGGAGGAAGAGCUGUCUUCCCUUCAUUCCCAAAAGCAGUCUAUCCUGGCAGAGUUGGAGUCAGCCAGAGAAAGCAUGAACAGAGCCAUUAAUGAGAAGAACAUCACAAUCCAAAACCUUGUAGGAGAAGUAUCAGACCUUCAGAAUCAUGUUAAGGCCAAAGAAAAGGUUAUUAAUGAUUAUAUAGAUAGAUUAGAGCAAAUGGAAUCACAGGUGAACAUAAGAGAUGAGAAUAUUGAGUCACUCCAUUCGACUGUUAUAAAAAUGCAGGAAGAUUUAUCCAAGAAGAAUGCAGAAGUAGAGAAAUUGAAAAAGGAAGUUUCUAACUCACUCCAAGAGUUACAGUCCUCUAAAACAACUUCAGAAUUUGAAUUAGACUCUAUGUCAGCCAUGCUAAAUGAUGCAAAGAGUCAGUUGGAAGGUGCACAGAUGGAAUUAUCUGUGAAAGACCGAGAGAUCCAGAAUAACCAAAAAGUAAUUUCAAAAUACGAACAGGAAAUGUGUGAGAAAAAUCUGAUUUCUGACGAAUUCCAGGCUAAAGUCAAGAGCCUGGAGGCAAACUUAACAUCUCUUAAUGCCUCUCUUUCAGAGAAGGAGAUGGUAAUUGUAAACCUUCAAAUGGAACUUGAAGAAAAAACCAUGUAUGUGGAGAACCUGUCAGCCCAACAGCAGGGGUUAGAGCAAAGAUUGCAUCACCUACAGGAGGAGAAUGCAUCAUUGAUAGAAAGAAGCACAGCAACAGAUGAGGAACUGAACAACCUGAGGGUGCAGAUGCAACUGAAGGAGGAAAGUGUGUCAAAUCUUGAGUCUGAAAUGAUCUCAAAAGUUGACCAGCAGAGCAGAGACUUUGAUGAGUUAAGACAAACACUGACAGAGAAAGAACAAUACAUAACCACAGUGGAGGCAACACUAGAAAGCCUUAAAAAUGACAUUGCCACUAAGGCUUCCGAGCUGGAGAAGUGGGAGAGUGAAGCCUCUGAAAAGAAUGAGAAAAUCAACCUGUUGACUACACAGCUUGAGAGCGUUCAGUUGCAAAGUUCUGAGAAGGAUGGCAUUGUGAGUGAUUUGCACACUCAGCUGAGCCAGUAUCAAGAACAUUUGAGUGCAGCACAGGAUCAGUAUACCCAGGUGAACACCCAGUUUGUGCAUCUACAGGAACAGUUUUCAGUGAAUGAAAAACAACUUUCAGAAACAAAAGAGCAGUUAACUGAAACUCAGAGUCACUUUGAGCAUGUGCAGAAUCAGCUGGCAGAGGCCCAGGAGCAGCUGGCUCAAGCGCAAAACCAGCUGCAGGAGACGCAAGUGAAUUAUGAGAAGGCCACCAGUCUAGCCUCCCAGUUUGAAGAGCAGCUUCGCACUAAAACAGAAAACAUUGAAACCAUGGAGAGACAGAUGCAUAGCCAACAGGAUGUGACUAGUCAGGAAUCAGAAGCAUUGAGAGUAGAGUCAGAGCACCUUAGAGCAGAAGUUGACAGACUGAAUUCAGAGCUAACCUCAGCAAGAGAACUCAACCUAAGCCUAGAGUCAGGAAGCUCAAAUGCCCAGCAAUGGAUCACUCACCUGCAGCAGGAGGUGGAACACCUGAAAUCAACCCAUGACACAGCGCAACAACAGCUGUUAGCCACCAAGGAAGAGCUAAAUUCAAGAGCUCUUGAGCUCGAACAGCAAAAGCAAAAGUUUGAAGAGGUUCUUGCCCAACAGCAGGAGUACAUCCUAAAAUCAGAGGACCUUCAGACUAAGCUUAAUGAAUCCGUCUCCCUUCAGCAGCAACAACAGCAGAAAGCUGAGUCUCUGCAGAUUCAGCUCACACAGGCUGUGUCCCUACAACAGCAAAGUGAGAGUGAAGUAGCCGCUCUGUCUCUGACACAGCAGCAGCACAUUUCAGACUUAGAAGCCAGUGUCUUGUCUAUCACACAAAUGAGAGACCAGUUGCAAGAAGAAAGCAACCAGAAAUCCAUGCAGUUGCACAGUUUUCAAGAAAAUUCAUCACAGCUACAUUCCGAGAUGGAAAAUCUUCGUUCACAAAUUUCAUUAAAAGAUGAAGAAAUUCAGAAGUUGCAAGCUGACAGGGACCAAAUUUCUAUGCAGUUAGAGAGCCAGGCAGGAAAUGCUUCCCAGUAUGAUGCAAACACCCAGCAUCUUUAUUCUCAGCUUUCUCUGAAAGAUGAAGAAAUACAGAGAAAUCUCAUAGAGUAUGAAAAUGAAAAGAGCAAAGCAGAAAACCUCAUUAAAGAACUGAACAAUGCAAAAGCACAGUUGGAGCAGGAGCUUCAAGCUUUACAGUUCACCAGCUCACAGCAGCCCCCUGCACCUUCAGCGACAGGAUCAAACUCUGGCCAGAGAGACAAAGAGUUAGCUGCUGCUAAUGACCAAAUCCAGUUCCUAGAAGAGGAAUGUGAUGGGCUUCGCACGGAUGUUAACACAUUGAAGCAACAGCUUCAGGAAGCCCGACAGACGGUCACACAACUACAAACAUCACUGGCGAACCAGACCUUCUCUGCACCAGAGCCCUCAACUGAUUGGGAAGAUUGGGGCGAGGUAGAUCUUGGGGCCCCUGAGUCAGCCAAGGCUCCAACACAAGAGAACUCACUGGUUUUGAGUCUCCAGAGGUCCCUGGCUGACAAGGACGAGAUGCUCACCAUGAUGCAAGACCAGCUCAAGGAAAUGCUGCAGCAGAUAAACACCAUUACAGAAGAGAAGAAGAUUUUGGAUCAGCAGCUCAAAGCGGCAGAAUCGAAUGCCACCCAGCAGGCAAAACUCUGGGAUAAAGAAAAGGAAGAGCAUGAGACAGUGAAGACCAAACUGGAUGAGCUACUGGGGCUUCAGAACUCCUUUGAGGAACAGAAGACAAAGGUAAUGAUGUUGGAAGAACAGCUGGCUAGAAAACAAGAGGAAAUAGCACAGUUGCAACACCAGACAGCUGAACUGCCCAUGCAGCGGGAGACUGUACAGGCUGUUUCCGAAAAUGUCACACUGUCUUCGUCAGUUGAGGAACAGAGCUCCGUGGAAGGAACCCUCACUUCACAAAUCCAAUGGAAUCAGGGAGAAAGUGGAGCUGAUGCAUUCUCCUCCAUUCAGUGGCCAGAGUCCAGUGGAGGCCAGGGAACAGCUGAUUGGUUUGCCAGCCAAGACGGUCAGCAAUCUACUACUGUAGCCUCAACAGAAGCAGGAGCAGCAGUCACCCAGCCAGAAGCAGAAACAGGAGUCACCCAGCCCAGCCAGGGAGACACUGCAGCUGUAAACGUUGAGGAGUUGCAAUUUAAGCUUUCAUGGUACGAGGAGCAAUGGAGCACCUGGACGGGGCACUACACCCAGUUGCAGGAGAGUUAUCAGGAAGCUCAGCAGCAAUUAGCUCAACUUACAGAGCAACUACAACAGUUGCAGAGCACACAGCAGCUUCCAGAAGCAGCAGCAGAAGUAGCACCAGUGGCAGCAUCUGAGGAAAAACCCACAUCAAAAGAGGAGAAAGAAAGGUUAAAUGAGACCAUCCUACAGCAGCAAGAGCAGCCAUGCACAGCAAUGCAGGGCAAGCUCGCUGAAGCAGAGACAGAGAGGACAAGGCUCAUGGAGAUCGAGGUCUUGUAUGGAGAAUUGCAGUCAUGCAUCCAGGAGUCAGAGACGAAGCGCGAGGGCUCCAAGUCUCGAGUGCAAGAGCUGGAACUAAUGGUGCAGUCAGCAGAGUCGGAAAUUGCCAGGUUAAGGAAUGAGAUCGAGAGUUUGAGCCAGGCAAGUGAGGCAGUGGAGACUGACAGAGAGAGACUCAAGACUGAUGCUCAGGGGCUGGGAGCAGAAGUGACGUUGCUCGACGAGAAAAUUGCUAGCUUGCAUGAUGAGGUUAAGUUAUACAGGAACGAGAACGAGAGACUGAAAAAUGAGGGAGAGCUCUACAAGGCUGAGGCAAAGAAUUUGCAGAAGGAGGCCCAUUGUUUCAAGGAGGAACUUACAAAGAUGCAGAGUGAGGUAGAUUUUUAUAAGGGCAAUGCAAUGAGAAUGGAAAGUGAUAAUAGAGAGAUGAAUGAGGAAAUCACAAGAACUAGAAUGAGUGUUGAUAGAAUAGAAAGGGAAAAUGAGCAGUUAAGGAGUGAACUCGAGGUGAUUGAAGGAGAGCAUGGGAGACUGAGACAGGACUAUGAAAUCCUUGAGGGAGAGCAUAAUCGUGCAAGAGGGGAGAGUGACAUGCUCUCGCAGGCUAACCAAAUGCUGGAGGCAGAGAAGGAGAGUUUGGAGAACGAGGUGCAGAGAAUAACUGCACAGAAUAUGACUAAGGAUGCAGACAGUGAACACCUCCGGGACGAGAUCCAGAGACUGACAGAGGUGAGCACCUCUGCCGAAUCAGAGAUCACUCGCCUCAGGUCUGAGAUUGAGAGAUUCAAAUCCCUGGACUCCCAGUACAGUGAACUGGAGAUGAAGUACUGUGACUUACAGGCACAGGUUGCUUCGAUGGAAGGUCUGCCUGGCAGCAGAACUGAGACUGAAGCACAUGCAUUGGUUGUUGAGGAAGUGGAUUGGGGCGCAGAAGGCAAGAUUGAGCAUGAGCACCUUUUGCAGUCGUCAUCUGCAGAUCGCAAACUCCAAGAGGAGAUAGAUAACCUGAAACAGAAGUUAAUAGCACUAGAGAAGGAAAAGAAUGCCGUCUAUGAUGAGCUGCAGACAGCCAAGAUGAAGAGCGGGAAGAUGCUGCAGAAGUUGAAAGUAACACAAAGCAAGAAUGAGUCUUUGACCAAGGAAGUGCAGAAGCUUAAGGCCAAAGCAGGUGGCUUUUCAGACCUUGACCAGGCUCUGGAGGAAGAGUGGAAGGCACAAGUAUCAAAGGCUGAGUCUGAGAGAGACGAAAUCAAGCAGAAGUUAGAUGAGCUCGAAAAAGAAAAGGAUAACCUUGCAACGCAGGUAGAUGUCCUCACCGCAGCCCAGGAGCAGUACCUAGACCUCAAGGAAGAGCAAGAUACAACAAUAAAGCUCCUAAAUGCAAGGAAUCGAGAGCUUGAAGGUCAAGUCCAGUCCCUAGAGUGGAAGAUCUCUGAGCUGGAAGAAAUAAUCGAGCAGACUCCAUUAACACAACAGGAGCCAGCUGCUACCAUAUCAGAAACUCAGACUGCAAGGUCAGGAAGCCCAGGAUCUCCUAAAGAACUAGAAGAAUUAAGAGUACAAAUCACUACACAGCAAGAAGAGCUCAACAUUCUGAAGCCAGAGAACAUAAGGUUGCAGGCAGCCAUAAAUGAACUCGAGGAGAAGGUGGAAAACCUAAGCGCUGAUAAUGAAAACUUCCAGUCCAUCAUUGAAGGGCUGAAAGAUUCCAAGUCAAAGGCAGAAAGCGAAGUUAAUAAGUACAAAGAGUCCUUCAUCGAACUUCACGACCAGCAUGAGGCCACCAAGAAGGAGAAGGACCAAAGCAACGCACAGCUGAAGGAACUCCAGUACACGCACGACACGCUGAAGUCUGCCUACAACUCCAUGUUUGCUGAGUACAAUGAACUGCGGGAUGUGUGCGACAGCCAUAAGAGUGACGUGGGCAUCCUGAAGGGGGAGAGGGAUCGUCUAGCAGAAGAAGUGGACAGCCUCAAGAAGCAGUUGCAAGCUCUGCAGGAGGAAGAGGAGGAGGAGAUCAUACGUGCCUUACAAGAUGAGUGCUUCAGCCUUAGAGAGCAGAAUAACCUGCAACAUGAGGAGAACACAGCCCUGGAAGUGAAAGCAGAGGAGGCGCGGGAGAAGGCCAAGCGGUUUGAGAACGCCAUGGAGCAGAACAUGGAGAUGCAAAACCUUCUGCGUGAUGAGCUCAUGAAGAAGUCGGAGGAAAUCAGCUACCUGAAGACGACCCUGGAAGCUGAGGACCGCAAGAUGGCCUACAUGAAGGCAGAGAUGUCAGCUAUCAAGACCAAGCUGAUGCAGCAGGACCAGGCUGAGCGCAGCAGCACCCAGGCCACAGAGAAGCUGGAGGCUGAGGUGCAGCAGCUGCAAGAACAGAACCAGCAGCUCAGGAGCCAGGUGGAGGCAGCAGAGACUUCCCUGGCCAAGCUGGCAGGAAAGACAAAAGGAGAGGAGGAAGAAAACGAUUCUGUGUUCGCUCCUCCAUCCUCGUCCAAUGCUGAGCUGGAGGCAGCUUUAGCUUCGCUACACCUGCGUGACCUCAGGUGCCAGCAGCUGUCCUUAGAAAUCACAAAACUAUUGGAAGAGAGAGAUGCGCUGCAGCUAAAGCUGAGUGCAUCGCUGAGACAGACGCAGGAACUUCGUCGAGAGCUGAGCUUGAGCCACCAGCUGCCAGCGCCUGUCUCUGCCGAGCCCUCCUUAGACGAGAAGUGCUGGGCUGUUGAGUUGAACGACUCGCUGGAACAGAAGGCCCUCAAGGCUCUCCAAGGCGCAGCAUCCCCUGUGGCGUCAGGCAGGAGAACAACCCUGGAUGUUCGCCAUUCUUCUACAGCUCGAGAGACACAGGGAACAUCAUCCACCCUAAUGGACUGGAUAUUAGGGAAAAGCACACCAAGAGUACUACACGUGUGAAAAGGGACACAGAGGCAUCAUCAUCUUCGGACAUUAUCAUGAUCAUCUGGAGGCACAAAUUCUUCCAUUUUAAAGGGAGGGCUCGCAAGUGUGAGGAGGAGACGCGCGCAUUGCAGAUCGUCAGCUCGUGGCAAAUCUUGUCAGUCGCUCGGAUCAAGUCACUGACAUUUUGGAAAGUUUUCUUCCUUCCCAAAAGUGCUAUGUGAUGACCCUUCAAUCAUUCCCUGCUGCCAACUUAUGAUAAAUCCUGGAUUUUCAUUUGGCUUUUUUCUCUUUUUCUUUCUCCUCCUUCCUCUUUAUCUCCUCAUCUCUUUUUACUAUUUCAUUUAUUUUUUAUUCUUUUCUUUUUUUUUUACAAUAUUUAUUGUAGUGUUCUUAAGCUUUUGAGGUCAUUGCAUUUUACAUAAUAAUCUAUGUAUUACAUUGUUAUUUUCUGAUGUUUCUCUUUAUAAGAAAAGAACUUUGAAUAAAUUUAUAUCCUUUAAAUAUGAUCAGUUAAAAUUAUUAAUAGAAACAAAACUGGAUAUAUAAAGAAAAAGAAGAAAAACACACACAAGCCUAAAUGUACCAUCAUAUCCAGCUUCUGAGGUGCUUAAGACGUUCUUAGUACAGACCAAUCAGUGCGUUUUUUUCCCCAUCUGAAUUCCGUAACUGAAUAAAGUUGAUUGAAAAAGUUUUCUCCAUUUAUCAACGGAAAAUGUUUGUGGACUCGGAGAAAAUUUGAAUGAAUAUAUUUCCAUAAAAUCUUUCCUUUAGAAGGAUCCAUGCAUAAAAACAAAAAAAAAUAAAACAAAAAAAUUAAUACAUAAUGUAAAAACAAUAAAUACACUAAUAUGCAAAGAGUGAAGAGUCAGGUUUAGGGUCAUCUAUUCAUAAUUUCCAUCCACUUUUUUUAUAUUAUUUCUUUUUCUAGGUCACGGUGUGUAAGUGUUCCACAGAAAUAGUGACAAAUCGUUUCAGUUGAAUUAUUAUUUUUCCAUAUCUUUCUCUUUAUCUCAUUCUCUCUCUCUCUCUCCAUUUCUGUACUAUCUUAAAAUGCUUCAAAAUUUCAUUUUUAUUAUUAUUGUUUAAUUCUUUACAGAAACGAUAUAUGACACUGUCCUGUCAUUAGAUGCUUAAGCUUGGACCUGCAUUUAGACCUGCAUUAGAGUUUAGAAACAUUUUGAACACUUACAUCCCAGCAAAGGUUAUGAGUGCGAUAAUGGAAAUCUGUUAAACAGGUUGACAAGACGCGAGUGAAUGCCCAGUGAAGGGACGUGCUUGUUUAUAUUGAAUAGUGUACAGUAUGUGGAAAACUAAAGAUAUUUGUAUUGUGAGAUAUUUAAUAAAUACAAGAUUAUAUAUUUGAA
This is a messenger RNA of Penaeus vannamei (Pacific white shrimp), 9669 nucleotides long. The record is from RefSeq and is a predicted model, not a curated record. Lineage: Eukaryota; Metazoa; Arthropoda; Malacostraca; Decapoda; Penaeidae.